Molecule: messenger RNA, 1644 nt
Organism: Ordospora pajunii
Lineage: Eukaryota; Fungi; Microsporidia; Ordosporidae
Exons: 1
Coding region: 1-1644 (547 amino acids)
Source: RefSeq, a predicted model, not a curated record
AUGGAUGAUGAAGAUGUGCAACUCAUGGAGAUGGCAGCUCGUGUGUGGAGCCGAGCCGAUGAGGGCAUAGCGAGUGUGCUGCGGCAGUAUGUGUUUGAGCAUAGGUUUGAUAUGAAGCAUGUGGUGAAGUUUUACGGUGCAUUUACUGGAGGCCGACGAUGCAAGGGGGAUGUGUAUGAGGUUUUUGAGAACUAUUUUGUGCAGGAAAGGAUGUAUGAUGAAGUGCUUGAGCUAUACAAGGGAUGGAUGGAUGCAAUGAAGAAGGAGUAUGAGUUUGAAGAGAGCAUGCGGUUUUUUAGGUGUUUUGAGAGGAUGUACGAGCAAGGAGUUUGCAUGAUGCGUGAGAAGAUGAAUGAGAAUGCGGUAGUGGUUCUGCUUGAUCUCUGUAGGCUACUGGGCAGUAAUGCGGCAGAGUAUGAGUGCUAUGUGGUGAGCAGGAGGAUAAGCGAGGUACUUCUGCAGAUGGGGAUGCCUGCGUGGGCAAUGACAGAGUAUCUUGAUGUUCUGAGCGAGAUUUUUAUUGAGUCGAAUAUGCUUUUUUCGUAUGUGAACGUGGUUGGCAUGCUUGUAUCGCUGGAUGCGAAUGCAAUGAGCAAGCAGAGCAGUCUUGAUGACUUCCGAUUGAUAUGUAGGUAUGCGGGGAUGAAGAACGAGGGAGAAAUACACAGGAAGUGCUUCGGAAAGAUGAAGUGCAUUGAUGUGUUUGAGGUGCUUGGGAAUGUUGAGAGACGAUGUGCAGGGAUUGAGUGUGUUAAGGACACGCUGGUGAGGAGAAGGUUUAAUUUUGGGAUGUGGAGUAGAUAUGCAGAUUGUGUGUUGAAUGCAGUAUGUGCCGAUGAGAACAUAGAUCUGAUUGUGUUUAUGAAGAAGAACGAUCUUGGCUUUGAGAUAGAUGGAGGAAAGGUGAAGGCAGAUGGAUAUGAGUAUAGGAGUGUUGAGAGGAAAGUGUUUGAGAUCUGUGAAGAGUAUCGCGAGAAGGUGGAGGAUGCAAAGAUGCCCGAGGAAGAGAGGAGGAUACCGAGAAGGAUAGAGGAAGUAGGGAGUGCGUAUGGAAGGGCAGAGGCAUGUGGCCAAAAGAACGAAAUAAGGUUCCGAGACCGAUUUUCAGGGGUUUACAAGAAGAUGAGGGUGUACUUGAGAUACUAUAUGGACAAAGCAGAGGGGAUAGAUGAUGUAUGGUAUGAAGAAAGGGACAUGGCGAUGCGACGAAUGUUCGAAGAGAAUGAAAAUGAGCAACGACGAAGCAGGGAGAAGCUGAAGAAGCAUGCGGAAUGUAUAGAAAGAUUGAGUGUGAUGCUGUCGAGUAGGAUUGAGGAAGAGAAGCGAAGCGAGGAGGUACAGAAUAGAAGAAGUGAGGAAGUGAGUGCAAGUGGAAAAGUACGUGUCAGCAAUUGGAGGAGUGAGCCUGAUGAGAAGCCCAAGGCAUAUGUACCACCGAGUGUUGAUUCAUAUAGCAUGAACAAGAGGCAGGAAAGAAAAGAAGAGAAGUCUAUAAGUGAGUUGAGGCAGCCAAGAAUGCAAGGAGAGCCAGAUGUGAAGCGGAACGAGAGUCAGCUUGAAAGGGGCAGACGUGUCCGUGGAGGAGAUUGGAUGAACGAGCCUCGAAAGAGCGAGAAUACAAAUUGUAGGAACCGUACUGACUGA